CCCCGCGGCCUGAGGGGAUUUUUUGGGACGGUGUUUGGAAGAGAAGGAAGCGCCAUGGCGGGCGCGGAGGCUCAGCGUCUUCCCCGGCAGCUUUUUCUCGGAGGCCUUGCCGCCGCCUUCCUCGCUGCCUUCGCUUCGCUCUACCUCCAGGUCCCCGGCCUGUAUGGCAAAGAUGGGAUCCUUCCUGCCCGGAAGAUGCUCCGCUUCACCGGCAAGAGCUUUUGGGAUCAGGUGCGGGAUGCGCCUACCCUCCUGUGGUUGGGACCUCAUGUGGGGCUGGACGUGGAGCAAGGCAUGGAGCUGCUCUGUCUCCUGGGGACCCUCCUCUCCUUCGGGGCCCUGAUCCUGGAGCCCCUGCGUGACAGCCUGGUCUUCCUGGUCCUCUGGGCCCUCUACUUCUCCCUCUACCAGGUGGGGCAGGUAUUCCUGUAUUUCCAGUGGGACAGCCUUCUUCUGGAGGUGGGCUUCCUGGGGGUGCUGGUGGCCCCGCUGCACCUGCUCAAGUGGCGUUCCACGGCCUGGAGACCUCACGAUGGAGUGACCUUUUGGCUGCUCCGCUGGCUGCUCUUUCGCCUCAUGUUUGCCUCUGGAGUGGUCAAGCUGACCAGCCGCUGCCCCACCUGGUGGGGCCUCACAGCUUUGACCUACCACUAUGAGACCCAGUGCAUCCCUACUCCAGCCGCCUGGUUCUUCCACCAGCUCCCUGUCUGGUUCCAGAAGUUCAGUGUGGUGGCCACUUACGUGAUCGAGAUUGCCAUUCCGCCCCUCUUCUUUGUGCCACUUCGCCGCCUGCGCCUCUUUGCCUUCUACAGCCAGAUAUUCCUACAAGUCCUGAUCACCCUCACAGGGAACUACAACUUCUUCAACUUCUUGACCGUCGUGCUGUGCUUCUCCCUACUGGACGAUGAACACUUGGGGUUCUGGCUGGGCCAUGGACGGAAGAAGGCGGCCAGCACCGGGCCCCGGAGCCUGGCGUCCAUCCUGUCCUUCCUGGCCGAACUGGGUGCCUACGGCCUCCUGCUCUACUGGACCAGACUCUACUUCGGGUUGGAGGUCAACUGGGAGAAGAAGGCCCUUGAAUCCAAGACCGCCUUCACAUACCACGAGUUCAUGCAGUGGUUGCGGAUGGUGACUCUUCCCUUGGUGGGCUUUGGGCUCCUCUCCUUAGUUUGGGAGAUCCUCCAAGCUGGAUACAGGAGUACCUGCGUACGAGGAUUCUUCUGGAAACUGUGGGCAACCACUCAGUGGGCCAUCUUUGCCACGGCAGCUUUGGGGAUGUUCACCAUCAGCCUGGUGCCCUUCACCUACAUCGAAUACGAGUCCAAUGGGAAGCUCUGGCCCAGCGUCCACCAGCUCUUCAGUGCCGUGGACCGGUACCAGCUGGCCAACUCCUACGGCCUCUUCCGGCGCAUGACGGGGGUCGGGGGGCGGCCGGAGGUCGUGGUGGAAGGCAGCUACGACAAGAAGACCUGGACGGAGAUCGAGUUCAUGUACAAGCCAGGCAACGUCAGUGGGCCGCCCCCCGUCGUGGCCCCACACCAGCCCCGCCUGGACUGGCAGAUGUGGUUCGCCGCCUUGGGACACCACACCCACAGCCCCUGGUUCACCAACUUCGUCUACCGGCUCCUGCAAGGAAAGGAGGAGGUGAUCCACCUGGUGCAGGUAGACGGCUCCAAGUACCCCUUCAGCUCCAACCCACCUUCCUACAUCCGGGCCCAGCUGUACAAGUACUGGUUCACGGAGACCGCGGAGGACGGGUCCCUUCCCCGUCAGUGGUGGAGGCGGCAGCGGAUUGAGGAGUUCUACCCCACGGUCUUCCUGGGGGACCCCAACCUGGAGGCCCUGUUAGCCCAGCAUGGGCUCAAGGACAAGGCCCCCCUGAAGCGCCCCUCGCCUUCCUUCCUGCCGAAGGCCCUCCACUGGGCCAGGGACUUUGUCCACCCGCACUCGGGCCCUGCGGUCAUCUGGUCCCUGUACCUCACCGCGGCCACCAUCUCCGUCCUGCGGGCAACGGCGGGGUGGCUCCUGUCCGGAAGAGGAGCGGGGGCCCCGGCCGGAGGGAGGCCCAAGGGCGCCCGGAGGGCAGAGCCGGCCGCGGUGGAUGCCGCUGGAGGAGGGGACCACGCCGGCAACGAGAAGAACGGGCAGGUGAGGAAGAAGGAGGCGGGCCUUGCCCCCGAAAAGCCCCGGGGGGGCCCUUCUGCAGCAGAGCCCCCCACGGACGGGCUGAGGAGCGUCCGGAGGAAGAAGUAGCCGCCGCCCUGCCGUCCGCGUCUUCCACUGGGACUGAAGCCACCAAACUAUGUCUCCCCUCGGAGAAGGGCCUCUUUUUAUCACGGGUGGGAGGAUGCCCCUCCCGUUCCGUGGCUGGGCUUGGGGAAGAACGGGGAGGCCUUGCUCUGGGCCUCCCCCUUUCCUCUCUCCUCCUCCUCUCAUUGCCUACCCGCACUUCUUGCUUCUCUUUCUCCACUAUUUCCUCUUUGUUUUCUUAGCCUCCCAUUCUCCCCCUUCUUUUUCUUUCCUUUCCCCCCUUUCUCCUUCCUCUUCCCCUUUCUUUUCUUUCCCUCCUCUUUACCCCUCCUUUUGUUCCUUCUCCUUUCCCCCUUUCUUCUCCAACCCUUCCUCUCUUCAUCUCUCUCACCUUUUACUUUCCUUCCUCUUUUCUCACCUUUCUUUCUCUCCCUUUCUCUUUUCUCUUUUGCUCCUCUUCCCUCUCCCCUUUCUUUCCCUCUUCUUUCCUCCUUUCUUUCUCCCCUUUCUUUCCCUCUUCUUUCCUCCUUUCUCUCUCCUUCCUCUUCCCCCUUUUUUCUCUCCUUUCUCUCUCCUUACUUUCCCUCUCCUUUCCCCCCUUCUUUCUCUCACUUUCUUCAUUCACCUUCCCCUCUCCUUCCCAUUUCCCCCUUUCUUUCUCUCCUCUUUCUUCACUUUUCCUCUUUCCCUCUCCUUCCUCUUUUCCCACCUUUCUUUUUCUCCACCUUUCUCUUCCCCUUCAGUCCUCUUCCCCCUUUCUUUUUUUCUCUUUCUCCCCUUUCUCUCCUCUUUCGCCUUUUGCUCUCCUUCCCAUUUCCCCCUUUCUUUCUCUCCUCUUUCUUCACUUUUCCUCUUUCCCUCUCCUUCCUCUUUUCCCACCUUUCUUUUCUCCCCUUUCUUCACCUUUCUCUUUCUCUUUCCCUUCACUCCUCUUCCCCCUUUCCUUUCUUUCUCUCCUCUUUCUCUCUCCAUUGUUUCUCUCUCCUUUCUUCUCCUUCUCGGUCCUUUCCUCUCUUUCUCCUCUCUCCCAUUCCCAUUUGAGGGUCUGCUGCAUACAGACGAGGCUUUUGGGGGGCCGGGGCCCUGCUUGAUUGAAUGUGUCCCCCAUUCCAUCCCUGUUUCUUCCUCUCAGACUUUUUCUCGCCCGGUAUCCCAUAAUGGGACCCCAUCCAAUGCAUUGGUGGCCUCUCUAGAGGAUGGCGACUACCCUCGACCCCUCCAUGCCAAGGAUCCAUAUGUGGCCAUAGGGCACAAGGGGGGCACCUAGAAAUGGCACCAGACCCUCCCCCCAAAUGCCUCCUCCUCUUGCCUGCAAUUUGACCCCUGACUCCCCCAAAAGUGGAUACUACAACGCCACUCUUGGCUUAGUUUUUUUUUUCAUUUCAAUAUGUAUUAUGAUGGUUUGUUCGGAGCAUAUUUUUGGCUGGAAAACUGGCCAAUUUUAACGUUUUAGGAGCAAUCAAGACUGCUUUUGGGGAUAUAAACUCAAUUGCCAUUUCAUGUCGCCGCCUCCUCACAAAGUUAGGAAAACUUCACCCUCCCAAACGUCUGGCAGAUUGCCAGGUAGUAAAGCGUUUCUUUUCUGCAGAUAUUUGUGGGGAAAGUAUAACCUCAAAGAGUUCCUUCCCUUUCUUUCCCUUUCUUUUCCCUCCAUUGGAAGAGGCAGCUCUUUCCUCCUUUUGCAACCAAACACUCUCCCCAUUUUAGGGCUGAGGAUGGAAGGGUUUUUGUGGGGUGGUGGUCUUGUGGUCUUGCUCUAUACAGAUUCUCCACCCCAACCCUCCCUCCCCAUCUGUCGGUCCCCUUGCUCUUGCCUUCGCCCCCAUUUGUGCCUCAGUUUGCCAGAGAGAGGGGAAGAUAUGUGGGGGGAAGACCAUUGCAAUCAUGUGUGCUGUGUCCAUUGAGGAGGGGGCCAGGGACCCCUCCGCUUUGCCCCUUGAGCUGAGCAGAGCUGCGCUUCUCCGGAGAAAAAGAACAAGAGAGUUAUCUAUAAUUUUUUCUAAAUAAAGCCUUUACAUUCCA
Messenger RNA from Anolis carolinensis (green anole), 4272 nucleotides. It is a transcript of the gene lmf2, whose product is annotated as lipase maturation factor 2. Gene Ontology annotation, biological process: protein maturation. NCBI's taxonomy places the organism in Eukaryota, Metazoa, Chordata, Lepidosauria, Squamata, Anolidae. Gene Ontology annotation, cellular component: endoplasmic reticulum membrane. The record is from RefSeq and is a predicted model, not a curated record. The transcript is spliced from 14 exons. Bases 55 to 2253 code for a protein of 732 amino acids.